This is a messenger RNA of Salvelinus fontinalis (brook trout), 6918 nucleotides long. It is a transcript of the gene pcsk1, whose product is annotated as proprotein convertase subtilisin/kexin type 1. The record is from RefSeq and is a predicted model, not a curated record. Lineage: Eukaryota; Metazoa; Chordata; Actinopteri; Salmoniformes; Salmonidae. Gene Ontology annotation, biological process: protein processing. Bases 317 to 2656 code for a protein of 779 amino acids. Gene Ontology annotation, molecular function: serine-type endopeptidase activity. The transcript is spliced from 14 exons. Gene Ontology annotation, cellular component: trans-Golgi network; Golgi membrane.
UCUCUCGGGACUCGAACAUAGACCCUACCCCGUGGUAUGUAUGCUCGUUGACGUCAGAAACGAUUCGUAAUUUGACGUGUAAAUAUUCUCGCCCCCUUCCAAGGUUUACUCUCCGAUUGCUUUCCUUGAUGGUUCAAUAAGGCAAUAACGCUGUGACAGGUACUCUUUCCCACCCUGCAAUUUGAAGGAAAAAAUACAUGCAAGGCGAACCAAUUGAUUUAAUAUUACUUGCGUUUUUGUUUUUAAUUUGUUGUCUUGUAUGCCUUCCAAGAGCAUCAAUCAAAUAUAUUUUUAAUCUAAUCGUAUUUUCUCUGAGAUGGAAAUGAGAUGUCGCCCAACAACGGUGAUGUGCUGUGCUCUUGCGGUUCUCUGCUCCAUCGCUCGUUCCGUGAAUGCUUCAUUCGGGGACAGACAGUACCUCAACGAAUGGGCGGUGGAGAUUCCCGGAGGACCGGACGCCGCCAGGUCCAUUGCCAAAGAACUGGACUACCGAGUAGUCCGCCAGAUUGGGGCGCUAGAAAACCAUUACUUGUUUAAACACCAGACUCAUCCUAGCAGGACGAAACGAAGUGCCGAUCACAUCACCAAACGCCUGUCCGAAGAUGAUCGGGUAUCAUGGGUGGAGCAACAAUAUGAGAAGCGGCGCAGUAAGCGGGCGUCACUGGGGUCAUGCCGGGACUGUCCGGUGGACGAGCUGUUCAAUGACCCCAUGUGGAACCAGCAGUGGUACCUGCAAGACACUCGGACGUCGUCCUCCCUGCCCAAGCUGGACCUCCACGUUAUUCCUGUGUGGAAGAAAGGGUUCACAGGAAAAGGAGUGGUCAUCACCGUGCUGGACGACGGUCUGGAGUGGAACCACACCGACAUCUACCCCAACUAUGACGCAGCAGCCAGCUACGAUUUCAAUGACAACGACUCUGACCCCUUCCCCAGGUACGACUCCACCAAUGAGAACAAGCAUGGGACCAGGUGUGCCGGUGAGAUCGCCAUGCAGGCAGACAACAAUAAAUGUGGAGUCGGGGUGGCGUACAACUCCAAAGUUGGAGGGAUCCGCAUGUUGGACGGUAUUGUGACAGAUGCCAUCGAGGCCAGUUCUAUUGGCUUCAAUUCGGACCACGUGGACAUCUACAGUGCCAGCUGGGGACCCAACGAUGAUGGCAAGACGGUCGAGGGCCCCGGUCGCCUUGCGUCAAAAGCCUUUGAGUACGGCAUCCAGAAGGGCCGGGGAGGGAAGGGCUCUAUCUUCGUGUGGGCGUCAGGGAACGGGGGCCGCCAGGGGGACAACUGCGACUGCGACGGCUACACAGACAGCAUCUACACCAUCUCAAUCAGCAGUGCCUCCCAGCAGGGCCUGUCCCCCUGGUACGCUGAGAAGUGCUCCUCCACCCUAGCUACCGCCUACAGCAGCGGAGACUACACCGACCAGAGAAUAACCAGUGCUGAUUUGCAUAAUGAAUGCACAGAGACACACACAGGAACGUCUGCCUCCGCCCCACUGGCUGCUGGGAUAUUUGCCCUGGCACUGGAACAGAACCCUGAGCUGACGUGGAGGGAUCUGCAGCACUUGGUGGUGUGGACGUCUGAGUUCGACCCGCUGGCCAACAACCCCGGCUGGAAGAGGAACGGGGCAGGCCUGAUGGUCAACAGUCGUUUUGGCUUCGGCCUGCUCAAUGCCAAGGCCCUGGUGGACCUGGCCGACCCGGCCACCUGGAAACACGUCCCUGAGAAGAAACAGUGCAUAAUCAGGGACGACUCCUUCCAGCCCAGGGCAUUGAAAGCAGCAGUAGAGAUCACCAUUGAGAUCCCCACCAAGGCCUGUAAUGGCCAGGACAACGCUGUCCUCUCACUGGAGCAUGUGCAAGUGGAGGCCAGCAUGGAGUACACCAGGAGAGGAGACCUACACAUCACACUCACAUCCCCAUCAGGCACUAGCACGGUCCUGCUGGCAGAGAGAGAGAGGGACAUGUCAUCUAACGGCUUCAGGAACUGGGACUUCAUGUCUGUUCACACCUGGGGAGAAGAUCCCACUGGCACCUGGACCCUCAAGAUAACUGACACGUCCGGGCGGAUGGAGAAUGAAGGCCAGAUCCUGACCUGGAAGUUGAUUCUCCACGGCACGUCAGAGAAGCCCGAGCACAUGAAGAAACCCAGAGUGUACGUCCCUUACAACGCUGUCCAGAAUGACCGUAGAGGAGUAGAGCACAUGGACGACAUGAUGGAGGAACUGUCCACCCAGGCUGAGGCCCACUCACCGCAGAAGACUCAACCUCCUCCUUCCGCCACCCCCAAGAUGAAGCAGAUGAGACCCUCCUCCCCACCCCUGUCCCCCUCUCUGGCCCUUCUGCGUCUCCUCCAGACGGCCUUCAACCGGCAGACCCCCGCCGCCCUGCCUCAGUCCCCAGAAAAGGCCUCCUCUAGCAGGGGAGAGCAGCACCAGGGCAGGCCACACUCCAUUCCAGGGGGACCAGGCCCUCGCAUCGCUCCCCAGAAGCUGUACCAGGCCCUGGACAGGAUCAACCAGUACCAGCGGGCCGGGCAGGAUGACAGCCUUUACAGCGACUACAGUGACGGCUUCUACAGCGCCAAGCCCUACAAGCACAGAGAUGACCGGCUGCUGCAGGCACUCUUCAACAUGCUCUCUGACGACAAGCAGUGAGGGAGGGGGGAAUGGGGUGGAACUCAGUGUGUGCAGGCUUUUGUUCCAGACCCAACACAUCCAGCCCUGUAGGAUUCAGGGCCGAUUGAACUAAUCAUGGUCUACAUUGAAGAUUGUGCUUAGUUAACUAUCGGUAGUUGAAUCAGGUGUGUUAGUGCUGGGCUCAAGCCUACACAGCCCUGCGGUUCUCCUUGGUCAAGAUUGGCCACCCCGGGGUAUGUUGUGAGAGAGAUAGGGUGAGGAGGCGGCGGCUGGGCAUGGAAGGAGCAUGCGAGAGAGGGGGAGAGUGAAAGCCAGAGAGAAACUCUUCCAGCCAAACGUGUUGUUGUUUUUCCAAAACUCUGCUUUUCUUACCUUGUAGCAUUCUAGCCUGUCUCUCUGUCUAUCUGUCUUUCAUUCUGCACAGUUGUAGGUCGGUUGCAUCUCAAUUCCCGCAAGUGGCUUCCCUUCUUCUUCCUCCUCCCCCUCCUCCUAAUGUAGUGAAACCUGGCUAGCCCAUAGACUUCCGCCAUAUUGAUUCAGUCUUCUAAGAUCAGUAUGCAUGAAAGAAAAGAGGCAUACUUAGAUUCAACUAGGAUUCCAUUCCAUCCGCCUCCUCCAGCCAUUUAUCCACCUCUAUCCACCAUCAUUCCACCCCCUUCCUCCAGCCAUCUAUCCACCUCUAUCCACCAUCAUUCAACCCCCUUCCUCAAGCCAUCUAUCCACCUCUAUCCACCAUCAUUCCACCCCCCUCCUCCAGCCAUCUAUCCACCUCUAUCCACCACCUCCUCCAGCCACCUAUCCACCUCUAUCCACCAUCAUUCCACACUCCUCCAGCCAUCUAUCAAUCUUUAUCAACCAUCAUUCCACCCCUCCUCCAGCCAUCUAUCCACCAUCAUUCCACCCCUCCUCCAGCCAUCUUUCCACCUCAAUCCACCAUCAUUCCACCACACUCCUCCAGCCAUCUAUCCAUCUUUAUCCACCAUCAUUCCACCCCUCCUCCAGCCAUCUAUCCACCAUCAUUCAACCCCCUUCCUCAAGCCAUCUAUCCACCUCUAUCCACCAUCAUUCCACCCCCCUCCUCCAGCCAUCUAUCCACCUCUAUCUACCACCUCCUCCAGCCAUCUAUCCACCUCUAUCCACCAUCAUUCCACACUCCUCCAGCCAUCUAUCCACCAUCAUUCCACCCCUCCUCCAGCCAUCUUUCCACUCCAGGAUGGGUCCCAAUAGUCUUAAAGGGACACUUCACUUCAAAACAAAAGUUAGUAAGAUGUUUUCAGGCAUCAAAAGUGGUCUGGUGUCGAGAUGAGUUCACGUACCAGGACAUGUGUUUUUUAGAUCCAACUGUAUGCCUCAAUCCCAAAUUAAUGAAAAAAUAUAUGUACUGAAUAAAAUGAGGAAAUGUAUUUCCAUUCAUUCCAGAUUAAGGAAAGGUAUUUCCAUUCAUCACAGAUUUGGCAUAUACAGUAUAUGUAGCUGGAUCUACACAAGAUUUGACACGGGACUUAGACUCAUCUGUUCAUAACUUUUGGAGUAUGAAAAUGUCAGACAAAACAAACUUGAUUUUUGAGUGAAUGGGCCCAAGAGACAGCGAGAAAAAUAUUAAUAUUAAUAAUUGUAUAUAUUUAGUAUAUAAAUUAUAUUUUGAGGCUCUAUUUAUCACCUUUACCUAUCAGUGGUAUUGAAAAAAGGGAGACAAGAGAAGGAGACAAGAGAAGGAGAUGAGGAAAUAACAUUAAGACUUUUGGGACACAGCCCUAUUCUCCCUUCACUCUACCACCUGCUUGAGCAUGCUACCUUCAGAAUAUAAAUUUCAUAAUUCUAUUAUGACUGACAUGAUCAAUAUAUUAUACAAAGACAAUGAUUGUAAUGUUGUUUUUAAAUAUACUUCUAAAAUAUCCACUUCUAAACUCCAACUCUGAAAUGUCUAUUUAAUAUUUAUACUUUGACAUAUUUAUUUUGUCAUGUUUUUGUUUUCUGUAAGAGUAGAGGUACUCACUGUGCUACAGUUAACUUAAACCCAAAUCCUAAUUUGAGGAAUGUGAUUUUAAGAUAUAUGCACAAUUUCAAGUUAGGUUUACGAAUAUACUUUACAAUGCAUAAAAAAUGCAGUCCCCCUACUGAUUGUUUUUCAAACUGAAAGCUCAAAGAUAAUGAUAUGUGGCAUAUUCUUCACAGGGUGUCAACAAAGCAUUGGAGAGUUUGAGAACGGCAGUCUUUUACCCGGUUCUCUUGAGGAAAAAAAAAAGUUCAGUCCUUGGGGUAAUUCUUUAAAUAUUUUAUUUUUUAAACAACAACAUACAGUCUAAAACAAAAGAAAUUGGGAAGGCAACUGACCAAGAAUCAAUUGGUUGUGUCAUUUUUAUGGAUGUUAUUCGACCUUAUAAGAUAUAUAUAGAUAUGAUGAAUAUGAUUGAAGCUUUUGCAAAUUGGCAAUGUUGAAACCAUCUGAAUACUUAUGUAUUUUAACUGAUAAUAUAAAAUAACUAUACAUUUUUUAUUUUUUAAGUAUUAUACAAAUGUUGUGCAAUUUGAUUCAUUUUAUUUUCAAAAGUACAAUGCUGCAUUAAAUAUUUUUCUAAAAUAUAUAUAUAUAUAAAUCCCUUAGUCAUUUUAUUUUAGAUUUAGUCAAAUUCUAGGUUUAUAUUAAUACAAACUAAAUGGAAUUAUUAAUAUAAAUAACACUGCCAAACUGUUGUGCUGCCAAAUUUUGUAACAUUUUUCCUGUGUUUGGGUGAAUGUAAAACAGGCUUCGAUGUUGUUACUUCAUUUACAAACUCAUAUUGACACAACUUGUCGUGGUAAUUUCCUGUAUUACUAAAUGAGGAGAGUUUACAAACCACACACAAGUCAAAGUUAUAUUUUAAACUCCAUCUUUAAUUAUAUGAGCUUCACCAUAGCCCUUUGACUCUCAGAUCAAUUCAGUGUCUAUAAAUGAAUUCUCUGAGAGUGCUUACAAAAACAAUUCUUAGUAUCUUUUAUAGCCAAGAUACACCCAUCUCAACUUACAUGACAAACCACAGAUCUUAGGAACUUCACAAAGGGCCUUUUACUUGAAAGAGGAGUAUCCCAUAGCAAGAUAGCAUUAGCUAUAAAUUAUCGUUCAGUUUGGUCUCUUAGACGAGGUUCUACUUCCUGUUCUUGGUACUUCCUAGUACCAAAACAUGACCUCAUCCAAUGGCAUAUAUCAAUUGUCAAUUCUAGAUACUCCCAUCUCAAAUACAUCCCCUCCUGGACAAGCUCACGGAGGGGAGUGAGCCUCUAGGUCAUAUACUAUGAAAGAUAAGUGCAACAUCAGAGGGGACAUACAAUGGUUCCAGACACUGCCAUACUCCUCCCCCCAAUGGGAAAAGGAGGGAGUGACUGGAGUACAGACAUAGUGGAGCCCUUCACAUGGUUUCACAGAUGAUUCACAUAUGAAGACAACGUUCAAACCUGACUUCUCCCUUUUUGAUAUUCUGCAUACCAGACAUACCAGACAUGUAAAAGACAAGCCCGACCUCUCCCCUCUCUGGGCCCCAAGUGACUUUUCCCUAGAGAAGAAAGGAAAAUGCAACUGCCGACAUUAUAGUCAAAAAAGAAGACAUUCUAAUGACAAGUAUAAAGUAAAUAAAAGAUCUUAUUUAUCUAUGUUACCUAACUAAUUCAGAUUCAGCUAUGACAAACUACAUGGUUAUAUGCAACUUUUUGGAUAUGUUCAUUUAUACAAUAUUUUUGGUAUUAGUGGACUUUCAUGAUUCAAUCCAGUUAUACUUUAGUGUAGGCGGGGCUUCACACAAAAAAACUAUAACACAUUUAUAGUAUGUAUAAUGCCUUCAUAUGCCCUACAUAAACAUUCACGUUUAUGCUCAACUGCAGGUCGGUAGAUGUCACUGCAUUAUCUUAUGGCAACUUGCGGUUGAUAAUCUUAGCUGACAUUUGCAUGUAUAAAUGCUUAUGUAGUGAUUAUGACAGUGUUAGGAACUGCUAUGAAUGUGCUACGUAGCCCUAUGUAUGUAAAGCCCCAUACACUACAGUGUUAAGUAUCCCCUGUUUUCUGUGGUAUUGGCUCUAUUCCUGCUCUCUGCCAAACAAAGUGAAAGAUUAAGAUGACAGAUGAAGAACAGUUUACAUGCAUCCUGUAAUUUAAACAUCUUUCAAUGUAGCCAGUGUUGUUGAUCUGUUUGUUUAUAUUUUGGAUUUGAUUGAUGCUUCUGUUCAAUGUUGUUCACAAGAGCUGAAAUAUGUCGGUAUUUAUGUAUGGAUGUACAAAAUGAAAUUUAUCGUAAUAAACUGCAAAGUGA